This is a messenger RNA of Staurois parvus, 327 nucleotides long. The record is from the annotation of a GenBank genome assembly. NCBI's taxonomy places the organism in Eukaryota, Metazoa, Chordata, Amphibia, Anura, Ranidae.
AAUUCUGCAAGUGGUUCUGAUUUACUAUCGCUGUUCUCUAGCUGGUCUAAAACCGCUUUUGACCUAAAGGGACGCUUUUUGGACCCCAUGGACGUUUCUCAGUUUCCAGGCAGAAAGAACAGUAAAAAUGCAGGCAGGGCACAGGACAAAGCACUCGGGACAAAAUGUAUGUGAAAUGGCUUGAUACAUGAAUGUCCCUUUUUGUCAUUUUCAAAUUUCCCGCCGUUCCGUCCCCCGUACAUCCCGACACUCGCAGGGGACGGAACCCAGAUGACAGAUGCUGGCAUCCGCCGGAUUACAUUGCCGGGGACAAUCCAGGAGGGACAU